This is a messenger RNA of Lingula anatina, 2034 nucleotides long. Its product is annotated as protein Wnt-8b. Gene Ontology annotation, molecular function: frizzled binding; cytokine activity. The record is from RefSeq and is a predicted model, not a curated record. Lineage: Eukaryota; Metazoa; Brachiopoda; Lingulata; Lingulida; Lingulidae. Gene Ontology annotation, biological process: multicellular organism development; cell fate commitment; neuron differentiation. Gene Ontology annotation, cellular component: extracellular region.
CAAACAAAGUACUCUUCUUAUUCCACUGACCGCGCGGCACUUGAAAAGAAUUACAAGUCAUAGGAAGUUAAAAUUUUGACGUAAUUACAUUCCCUUGAAAUCACUUCCACCUUAGCCCUUGAAGCCAUAGCACAAGCAGAUCAGGAACAAAAGCGAGUGGUCAAAGUGGACAAACAAGCCGCCCUGGACAGUUUGACCAUACACCUUAAUCCGCUUAGAAGACAGCCACAGUAAAUGUAAUCAAGCGCAAGUGGGCCUCCUAAAAUCUAUUAGGUGAUACACACUGCGCAGGUGCGUUGUUUGAUUUACCUUUACAUAUUUUAAACCCGAAAUUUGAUUGGGUGAUGACGUCCUCUCUAAUUCCAUUGAUAAUCGUGUGACGUAUUGGAUAGUAACUUUAUAAAUGACCGCCUCGUGGACAUUUCAUGUCAUAUCAACUCUCUCACUUUGAAGACGAACACUGGACUAUUACUACCAGAAACUGAAAAAUGUGGACGAAAACGAAGUCGGCAACCCAAGGACAUUACUUUAACGUCGCUGUAGUAUUCUUACUUAUUAUACCUGUAGAUGUAUUAGCAUGGUCGCUGAAUAACUUUCUUAUGACAGGACCAAAGGCUUACUUAACCUAUGCCGACAGCGUGGCGUCAGGCGCACUCAUGGGUGUUGAAGAGUGUAAGGAACAGUUCAAGUGGGAUAGGUGGAACUGCCCUGAAAACACGAUCCCUUUCUUUUCUCAUGGAUCUUUCAAAAAAGCCGACAAAGAAACCUCUUUCGUCCAUGCCAUUAGCGCCGCAGGUGUGAUGUACACGCUAACUAGAAACUGCAGCAUGGGUCAUUUUGAAAACUGCGGAUGCGAUAACUCAAAGAAAGGUUUGCAAGGAGGACCUAACUGGAAGUGGGGAGGUUGCAGCGAUAAUGUGAAUUUUGGGGAGAGAAUUUCUAAGUUGUUUGUGGACUCGCUGGAGACCGGGAAAGACGCACUGGCGAUUAUGAACAUUCACAACAACGAUGCUGGCCGCAGGGCUGUCCGUAAGACUCUGAAGUUGACCUGCAAGUGCCAUGGUGUGUCCGGCAGCUGUACCACAAAAACUUGCUGGCAUCAACUCCCCGACUUCCGCGACGUCGGAAACUGGUUGAAGAAAAAAUACCAAAGAGCCAUUCGAGUUGACAGUAUCAACGGGGAGCUGAGAAACGCAAGAAGAAACCAAGGGCUCAUGUCUGUCUCCAAAAAUGACUUAGUUUAUUUGGAGCACUCUCCCAAUUACUGUAAAGCCAAUCUGACUGCUGGUUCCUUCGGCACCGUUGGUAGAGAAUGUAUCAAGCCACGAAAGAAAGACAAGGGCAGCACCCGUUGGGAAAGAAAAAGCUGCAGACGACUUUGCACAUCUUGUGGACUCAAAGUACGCAAGCGUUAUGUUGAGGUGACAUCAAGCUGUAAUUGCAAGUUCCAAUGGUGUUGUUCCGUCAAAUGUGAAACCUGUCGACAGAAGGUGGUAAAAUUCACCUGUGCGCUUAGGUAACAUUGAUAUCUUAUUGCCAGUGUAUUUUUUUCAUGGGGCCAAUACAAAGAAUCAAAGGUGCGGAUAUAUUUUCAUCUCAUAUAUAUAUAUUUAUACUAUUACUGUAUAUAAAGAGUCUAUCUGAAACAUAUGUAUAUAUAUAAAGAGAGUUUAUUACUGAAGAUGACGUUAGUUAGUGAAAGGUAAUAGUGCAAAAGUCUAUAUUUAUUUAUUUUUCAUUCUUUCAUCUUUUGAUUGACUUCGAAUUGAAUUGAUUAAGAAAGUAGACAUAAGAAAUUAGAGUAUUUAUUUCGCCGAGCACAGAAGGUCAAGCUUAUUUAACUGUUGUCCAUAUUUUGUACAUAUGAAAUAUGUUAAGAUAUUUAUUGGGAAACAUGUAAGUUAUUGAAAAUUCUUGUAAAUGUGUGUACAGUAAAUGGGAAACUUUGAAUAAUUUAUUGCAAAGACAUCAGCAGCACUUUUAAAAGAUGUUGUGCUUAUACUGUGAAUAAAUAAUAUAUGUGAUCAAAUAGAU